Molecule: messenger RNA, 591 nt
Organism: Emiliania huxleyi CCMP1516
Lineage: Eukaryota; Haptophyta; Isochrysidales; Noelaerhabdaceae
Exons: 1
Coding region: 1-591 (196 amino acids)
Cellular component (GO): membrane
Source: RefSeq, a predicted model, not a curated record
AUGACCUCACUCCUCGGCAACACUGCCACCGCGAGGUUCGAGCUCCCAUCCACGGACUCGCCGUGGCAAGUCGCCUUUGGAGCGCCAAGCAAACUCGGCCGAUGCCUGUCUCCUCGCACAUUCUUGGCGUUCCGUGUCCUCCUUGCUCUUUUCUGGACCGGCAUCACAAUCUGGAGCAUGGUGGACCACAAGGCCAAUGACCUCGAGACGGCGCCAGAAUUCUACAUCUACCUCACCAACUGGAGCCUUCUCAUCGAGUGGUUCUACCUCGUGUCUGCGACAUUCGUCACUCGGAUGGCACUCCGCAACCCAAAGCGAACUGCGCUGGAUGGCGCUCCAUCAAAGACGCCGCUCUUUGCGCGCAUCACGUACGCAGCACAGGUCGAGACCUACGUCCUCUCCUUCUUCGUAUUCGUGCUCUACUGGGCGCUCGUCUACGAUGGCGGCACCAUCCAUGCUCUCUCGGUCUUCACCCACGGCGUCAACUUCCUCGUCGCGCUCGCAGACUGCCUGGUCGCGGGCAUCCCAAUGCGCCUCGUGCAGUUCUGGCUCCCCUUCGUCAUCUCGAGCACGUGCGUGAGAGUAGAGUAG